Messenger RNA from Blepharisma stoltei, 1749 nucleotides. The record is from the annotation of a GenBank genome assembly. NCBI's taxonomy places the organism in Eukaryota, Ciliophora, Heterotrichea, Heterotrichida, Blepharismidae.
AUGGCUUGGAUUAAAGUGCUAGCUGUCGCAAUCGCGAUAUCAAGUAUUUGUGCUCAAACACCAGAGGAUACCCUGACUGAGCCAGUGGCUGCAGCUCCAUACCCUGCUGGUGACAACACAGAAUUACCAUCUACCACCGUCGAACCUUACACUGAAGAAGAAAGCAGCGUCGAAACUGCCCCAGAAGAGACUACUGAAGAAGCUACUGAAGGCGUAGGCUCCACUGAAGAGGCUGCUACAAGCGAAGAGGAAACUUCCCAAGAUGGGCAAACCUCUGAGGAAUCAACUCAAGAAGAGACUUUAACUGAAGAAGAAACCCCAGUUGAAGAAGAAACAUCCACAGGUGAAGAAGAAACACCAUCAGAGGAAGAGGAUGACCCUACUAGAGAAGAGACACCUCCUUCAACAGGAGGAGAGACUGACCCAACUCAAGAAGAAGCUCCUUCAACUGAGGAGGAGGCAGAUUCUACCCAAGAAGAGGAAACACCAACAGAAGAAGAGACUGACCCUACUCAAGAAGAGGAAACAUCCACAGGUGAAGAAGAAACACCAACAGAGGAAGAGACUGACCCUACUCAAGAAGAGGAAGCCCAUUCAACAGAGGAAGAGACUGACCCAACUCAAGAAGAGGAAACCCCUUCAACUGAGGAGGAAACCGAUCCUACCCAAGAAGAAGAAACUCCAACAGAAGAAGAGACUGAUCCUACUCAAGAAGAAGAAACAUCUACAGGCGAAGAAGAAGCCUCAGAAGGCACUGAAGAGGAGGGCACCACUGAAGAAACAGAAACUCCAACUGAAGAGGAAUCUACUCCUACUGAAGAGGAAUCAACUCCUACUGAAGAAGAAUCAAGUUCUACUGAAGAAGAAACUUUUCCUCACUCCCCCCCAUCCUUGAUCGAACGAUUGACUGUAAAAAUUCCUAAAAAUUGGGGAAAUUAACCCCCAUCCUUGAUAGAACGAUUUUCAUAUCAUGCAAAUUUUUAUAUAUAUAAAAAUAUAUUAGUAAUCAAAAGCUUGGGAAGAUGUACCUAAUGAAGUUGUUUUCAGAGCUCUGAGACGACAGAAAGCUGCGGAAUCAACCAUCCGAAGUGAUUUAGUCAUCAACCUAGGCUUAAAAACUAAAUAAUCUAAUAAAAGAGAGAUUCUUUAAAAUUUAAAAAAAAAAAAAAAUUAAUUCAAUAAGGAACAAAUUAAAAUUUAUACGGUUUUAAAAGGGUAAAUAAUAAAUCAAAAUAUUAAAAAUUGGUAUUUUAUGAAAUUAAUUCAAUUUUUUGCUGUAAAAAUAAUUAUUAAAUACUCUUUAACACUCUUAUUUAAAAGUAAAUAAAAAAAAAUAUAUAUAUAUAUUUUUUAUUUUAUAUAUAAUUUUUUUUUCCAAAAAAAAUUUUUUAACCCCCAUCCUUGAUCGAACGAUGGCGAGUCGUUCGAUCAAGGAUGGGGGGGAGUCAGCCACUCGACGAAGAUGACGACUUUGAUGACGUCACAAGAAAAAGCAUAAACGUUAACCUCGUCCAAAUGGGAGUCAAAGUUGUUAUGCCAGAAACUCCAAAGAAAGACUCCAUUUAUACUGCUAAAACAACUGAGUCAGGUUGGGGGAUGACACUUAUUCAAUUAGGAGCUAUUGCUGGAGUCGCGUAUUUCGGCGGAAAAUACUACUUUUCUUACCGAAAGCGCUCCACAAGAGUCAAAUAUGCAUUCCAAGAAGGUGAAUCUCAAGCUCCAUACAGCAGACUCAUCAAAUCUAUAUAG